This is a messenger RNA of Taeniopygia guttata (zebra finch), 3402 nucleotides long. It is a transcript of the gene PLEKHN1, whose product is annotated as pleckstrin homology domain containing N1. Gene Ontology annotation, biological process: positive regulation of apoptotic process; 3'-UTR-mediated mRNA destabilization; response to hypoxia. Lineage: Eukaryota; Metazoa; Chordata; Aves; Passeriformes; Estrildidae. Gene Ontology annotation, molecular function: cardiolipin binding; phosphatidylinositol phosphate binding; phosphatidic acid binding. The record is from RefSeq and is a predicted model, not a curated record. Gene Ontology annotation, cellular component: cytoskeleton; mitochondrial membrane.
CCAUCUGGGAGAACGCUCCGGGAUGGGUUUCCCGGCGGCCGCAGCUCCCCGCGCCGGUGGCUCGGGAAUGCCGGCGGCUCGGGGUGAAUUCCCAGGAACAGGUACCUGGCCCGCCCCUCCCAGCCCCGGGGCGGGAGCGAGGGGCAGGAUCGGCUCUGGGCUCUGCCCACACCCACUCGAGUCCCGGCGGGCGGAGAGGAGCGGCCGGAGCGAUCCCGCAGCGAUCCCGCAGCGCUCCCGCAGCGCUCCCGGCAUGGGGAACAUCGCCUGCGUGCCGCAGGCUCCCGGCGGCUUCAGGAGCUCCUUCCGAAGGAAAGCCUCGCUGAAGAAGGAACAAAAUGGCAAGAAAAAGCUGCCCAGCUUCUUUGGGAUAGAUGGAGGCCAGGAGAGAGACACGACCACGGACAAAAUCCUGCAGUAUAUUCCAGCCAAGAUUAUUCAGAAGCAGGAAAACCAGAAGGAAAACUUGGACCAGAGGUUCCCCAGCCUCUUCAGGAAGGGUCGAAGGAAAACGGUUGUCAGGAAUUUGGGCAAAAUGAUUUAUUACUCCAAGGUCAAGUUUAAGUUCCAGCACUGCCAGGAGGUCAACAGCUGCUUCCUGGAGCUCUUCCAGUCCUACCUGUACUUCCAGUCCACGGCUCCCAACGGCCUCACCUACCAGGGGCUGCUGCCUCUGAAGGAGCUGGAGGUGCGGGAGCUGGGCGCUGGGCACAGCCCCGGGCAGCAGGACCACGCUUUCCACAUCUCAGGGCCCCUGCUGAACCCCCUGGUGGUGUUCUGCCCGUCCGAGGCCGAGCUGAAGCAGUGGCUGUACCACCUGGAGAAGCAGAUCCAGCUCUGUGGAGGGAGCCUGGCCUUGCCCCUGCUGGCCCAGAGCGGCCGGACGCAGAGCGCCGGGGACAAGGAGGGGCUGCGCUGGUCCCUGCAGAACCUGCCCGUGCAGGACUGGAGAGGCACCCAGCGGGAAUCCCUGGGAGAAAUCCUCUGCGUGUCCAAGGUGAAGCUCCAGCACCUGCCCUUCCAGGAGCAGCACGACCGGCUCCUGGUGCUCUACCCCUCCACGCUGGUGAUCGUGUCCGAGGAGCCCGGCGGCCUCUGCUUCAAGGGAGAGCUCCCCCUCAACGCCAUCCAGGUGCUUUUUGAGGAGAAUGACAAAACCUCCUUUUUGAUCGAAGGCCGGCUGAUCAACUCCAUCCGGGUGACCUGUCCCAGCUACCAGGACUACCAGGAGUGGCUCUACUGCCUCAAAACCGCCCAGUUCCGAAACGCCGACUCCUCCCUCUCGGGCUCCGAGAGCUUCUCCGCGGGCUCCAAGCCGCCACACCCCAGCCAGCUCCCCAGCAGCGGCAGAGGGUCCCUCAGCUCCGAUGGCCGCACCAACUCCUGGGCGUCCGCAGGGAGAGUGACCACGCUGAGCCAGCCCUGCCAGGCCAGCGGCUCCCUGCCCGACGGCCGCCCCUUCCUGCUGGGCCCCCAGGGCCGGCUGCUCCAGGAGCCCCUGUCCCCCGGCUACUCCCAGCCUCUGCACAGCCUGGCACAGCCCGGCUGGCCCACGCAGGAGCUGCACAGGGGGAACAGCGCCAGGAAAUCCAAGGGCAAGAGCAGCGGGCAGCAGCUGCCCAGCCAGGAGCCCGAGAGGGGCGUCUGCAGCCUCAUCCCCGAAGGGCCCGCGGGGGAGACGCAGUGCCCGCUGUACCACGAGCCCUGCGCAGCUCCCGGGCCCCAGCAGCACCCCCUGGCACAGCGGGAGCUGGGCAGGUUCCUGCAGUGCCACGGGCAGACAGGACCAGCCCAGGGCCCUGUGCCGGGUCCCCAGCAGCUGUCCCUGGAGCAGUGGCACUGCCAGCCCCUGCCAGGGCACUGCAGGGAGGUGCCCACGGUCCCCAUCUACAGCACCCCGGGCACCUCACAGCACCUCCGGCUGCGGGCACCAGCCCAGGGCUCCUACCUGGGGGAGAUCUCCGCCCUGCCACAGGAACACCUGAGCCCCGAGCUGCAUCCCCCAGAUGGCACCUAUGACCUGCCGGAUGGCACCUGUGCCCUGGCAGACGGCUCCUGCUCCUGCUCCUGCCAGGACUCGCUGUCCUACCACGACUACGCCGAGCUGCAGAGCUUCCAGAGCGACCUGAGCUACGACAACCUGUGGGAAGCGGAGGGGAAGGAGCCCCCGCACGUGUUCCAGGUCUGAGGCUGCUCCUGGCACAGGAGCCCGGCUCCUCUCUGCCCUCCGUGGCCUGGCAGCUGCAGGGGCAACCCUGCCCCAGUCCCGGCGUGGGGCCGAGCACAGCAGCCCCAGAGCGCCCCAGUCUCCAUGGGCUGGAGGAGCUGCUGAAAAACCCCAAAACCAGCUCUGCCUCCUGAAAAUCCCGGAGCGAAAAGGGCCAGGCUCCCUCGGGUGAAGGGGACUCGGUGUUGGGAGGGAGAAACAAAAGGGUGCCUAGGUCAGCUUGGGUUCCUUUGCACCCUCAAAGCUCCUUGGGGGGAUCCCCCAGAUCAGCCAGAGUGAGCUCCAGAGGCUGGCAGGACCCACAGGGCAUCCCCCAGAUCAUCCAGAGUCUGGCAGGACCCACAGGGCAUCCCCCAGAUCAGCCAGAGGCUGGCAGGACUCACAGGGCAUCCCCCAGAUCAGCCAGAGAGAGCUCCAGAGGUGGGCAGGACCCACAGGGCAUCCCCCGUCCUGGCAGGGAAAAAACUCCAGCCCCACUGAGCACCGUGGGCUUUUCUUUUCACCUCCUGCCAGUGCUGGCUCCAAAGCUGGUGCCAGCAAAAAUUGCCAGGUGAUCUCUGCUCCCAGCUCUUCCCUGCAGAGGAAACCCCAAAUCCCCCCAAAUCAGGGGAUCCCUCCUUUCCUCCCAGCCCUGCCCAUGCCUGGGCUCGCCCCCAAUGCUGCCUGGGGCUGUCCAGGCAAGGAGGGGAGAAAAUCCCCCCGGGAGAAACUCCAGAACAGCCAAAGUGACCAGAGCAGUGCCAGGGGGCUGGGGUGUCCCCGGUGUCCCUCUGGGUCCCUGCAGAGCCAGGGCAGGACACAGACAAGGCACAGAGGCUCAGGGUUGUUCUUUUCCAGCCUCUCGGGCCAGGUCCUUUGGAAGGUCAGCAGCAAAUCCCAAUAUUUUCACCUGAGGCUCUGAAUUCUUAACCUUUGCUCCCUGCAGAGGCUGCAAACCAAGCACAGCAACAAAACCUCUGCUUUGGUUCUCUCUCUGGUGCAAGCACAACCAUUUGUACUUUAAUAUCUCUGGUUGUUAAUGUCGGGUUUUUUCGGGGGUACCCAACAAAGUUUACAUGUAAAGGCUGAGUGGGUUCUGAGUAUUUAAAUGUAAAUAUGGCUGAGUUGAAGUGCUGUUUAAUUUUCUAGCUGUGGCUGGUGUUCAGUUCUGUAAAACACCUUCAGGAGUUUGUGGC